AUGACGUUUGAGGGGUCCCGCGGGAGGCGGAAGAGGCGGCGGGUCGGGUCAACCAAAAAACCGGCGUUUAAUCUUGACGCGCGCGGCGGCGUCUGUUUCUUCGCUGAUCCUAGCCACUUGCGACCAUCAAAACAUCUCCUGAGGCAUGAUCUUCUGAACGACACUUCUCUUGAAGGCGAUGCCAAUGCCAGUGUGAAUCUUUACACCUCUCCUUCUCCCUCGCAGUUCAGAGCUGCGCCUGCCGCUGCGCCUGUCGCAACUCCCGCCUCGGAGGGGCCAGGCACCCCAGGCAAAUGGCGCCAUCCUCAACUGAGUGAGGUUGUGCGACGCCAGAAUGCUGCAACAUUCAAUGAUAAGAACCUGCGGAGCGUGGUCUGGAAUGGAGCCACUCUGAUCUCGACCUGGGUGUUCGGGGGUACAUUGAAGUCAUACGCUCGUCGCAUCUACGACAGUGACCCGGUCUACCACCACCUCCCUUUGUUCCUUCUGCAGGCGCUUCUGCUCUUCAAUAUUCUCCUGGCUCUGUACCCUCUCUUCAAGCCAAAGGAUGACCUCUCUGAUAUCCCGCUCACCCCUACCCAACGUGCACUCUUGGGCCUGGACCCCGGCGCGGCGCCUCCUGCUACUCCCGGAACUACCUACGUUACCCCACCCCGUUACCGCCUGUCCACUUCGCGCAAAGCAAGCCCUGUCAGCGCGAGUCGCCAAGCCACCUCUCCAUUGUCCUCAACCCCUACCUAUACAGACCGCCGCGUUUCCUCUGGAACGCCAUUCUCUCCAGCAUCGAGCCCCUUGUUUAAUAAGGCUGUCGCGACUGGAGGCCGAGAAUCGGGUCGGAGACUGAGCAUUGGGUCCUCGUCCCCUCUGGCUCGAAGCAACUCGUUCGGGGAAUCCACCCUGUCUAACAUGUCCACCAUGUCCGGCAUGUCUAGUAUUGGACCUAGCACACCUUCUCCGCUUAGUGGAAAACGCCGCAGCUUGGGUGUGAGCAACAAGUGGCUCUACGAAAGAAGCCGGAGGCUAUCUGCUAGCAACGGCGCUAUCUCUCGCUGUGAGCGACCGGUCUCUUCAGCAAUGGGGGCCUCGGAGUCAAAGCUUGUCUUUAAGCAGGGCAUCUUCCGCCUGUCGGAGGAGAAGGAGAUCCCCGCAGACGACCCCUACUGGACGAGAUUCUGGGAACUCCCUGAAUCUACAGAGGACGUCUUCAGCUUAUUCACGCCAGCUGACAUCCGCCGAACGCGCGACCAUGCCUUAUCCAACUUCGAAACCCUGUUACUUUCAGUCUCAUCUCGACUGAUAGUACUCAAGAAUCAUCCCUCCUUUCCAGACCCAGACCUUGCCCCGGAGCGCGAUGUGCUCAACUGCAUUCGAAUCCUCACUCGCUUGCUCCCCUUCGUCUAUGAAGCCGAACACCUGGAGGAUUGGGAAGAGAAGUUCUUCUGGGCGCGUCGCAGGAAGAAGACUCGACAGGCACAAAUCGCUGGGGAAGUUCUGUUCGAUGAAGCGCAGCCGGAUCAGCAGGAUGGGCUGUCCCCGCGCGCAGAGGAAUAUGAGGAUGUAAAGCCUCUGGCGGAGGAGCUUAUCGACACGCUGCUUGACCUCCUGUUCUUCGCAGAUUUCACUAUCCCAGUGCUUCCGACUGCGAAGAGUAAGAUUUCAUACUCGAUCUGGCAAAGUGGUGUUGGCUGUAACACGGCGAUGGGAUCGAACAAGACCCUGGAGAACAACCGGUGCGAGGUUCUACGACUACUGCUGACAAUGACUGGAAAGGCAAUGUAUCUGCCAUCGAACACACUGCCCGUGCAAGGUGUCAAGGCCAUUACCUAUAUCACCACUUGCCAAGAUAAGCAAUCCGUGCUGACGCUUUUGUGUUCUCUCCUGAAUACGGCUAUGAAAUAUAACCCGGCAGCAUGGCGCGUCCCCUAUGACCACGUCGUGUGGAAGGAUCCCAAGCAAAUCCUGGUGAUCUAUUGCUUGCAACUUCUCCUCGUUCUCCUCCUAUAUCCGAUUCCAGAAGAUGGCCGUGGUGCUCCACCAAAGAACUACUAUCGCCAUUACUUCGGAAGAUUGCACAGGCCCCAAGACUUCCAAUUCCUGGUGGAUGGGAUGACAAGGAUUCUGAAUCAGCCUAUGCAAGCCACAACUUCAUAUCUUCCUGGGAGCCAAAGAUCGGUCAAAUGGGCCCCAGAGAUAUUGAUUCUUUUCUGGGAGACAUUGCAAUGCAACAAGCGAUUCCGAUCAUUCAUCAUCGACUCUAAUCGCUCACACGACUUUUUGAUUCUAUGCGUCUUCUAUGCCAUGGAAUACAGGACAGAGCCGUCCAAGCAAGGAGUUGUGCGGCUCUGCAUCUUCAUUCUUCAAACCAUGAGUGCGGAGCCAAACUUCGGAAAGAGCCUAAAUAUGAAGUUUGAGGCACAAGAAACCUUACCGCAAUCUAUCCGGCUCCUCAAGUUCCGUGGCAGUUAUGCCGAUUAUCUCAUCAUGUCAAUUCAAACCCUCAUGACUACCAGCAAGGGAAAUCUGGAUACCGUCUAUCCGGCGCUUCUCAUUAUCCUCAACAAUGUUGCCCCUCAUAUCAAGCAUAUGUCCCCGAGCGCCUGUUCCAAGGUGAUUCAGCUUUUCUCUUCAAUGUCUGCACCAAGUUUCCUGCUGGCCAAUGAGACAAACCACACUCUUCUAGCAUCAUUGCUUGACUUUAUUAAUGCAGUUCUUGAGCAUGGCUUCACUGAAAACCCGUACCUUGUUUACGCGGUCCUUAAAUACAAGGAUCGAUUUGAAGCCGUCCGGGCAUUCACACUGGAAAGCGGACAGCAAGAAAUCGAACGCCAGAGAGAAAAGCGCAAAGCUGGAGACACGUCGGGUGACCUGGUUACCAGUCCCACGCUUUCCCACUCUGAAGAAGAUCUCCAUGCUCCUUCGGGUGCUAGAUCGCCGCUGACGCGCAUCCCAGAGGAGAACAGCGCAUUUGCUAUUGGAGAUGACGAUUCUGACGACGAGGCAGAAGAGGGAGAUCAACGUACACCUUCCCAAUCCUCACCGUCCGCUCAGACCUCCCGCAGGCCUUCGUUUGCCUCAACAGUGGAUGAGACUGGCUCUCAAAUUAGGGGCAUCUCCGAGAAGGCGCGCGGUAAACUACCGGCUGGACGGCCUUCUUUCUCGCGACAGAACAGCAUGACCAGCCAGACCAGCAUGUCUGCCUUGUUCUCUGUAUCGUCGACUGGUUUCACGCCGACAGUGGCUUGGCUCGAGUCCUGGUUGCCAGAGCUUCCUCUUCACACUAUUCUAACCCUCAUCUCCGCCAUCGCGCCACACAUUCCCGACGCAGCUCUGCAAGCUACAUCUAGCCCUGAAGCACGCACUCUGAUCCACAACCUGCCGUCUUUCGCCGAGGAGCCCCAAGUCACCAGCAUCAUUUCAGAUCCUACGCCUGUUCGUGCCCAAUCUUUCGAAUGGUCGGCGCUUUCAAUGGGUUGGUAUGAAUCGCUCCUCUGGGGCUUCAUCUUCUCCAGCGAGAUGGUCGUUGGUUCUGCCGCGGGCGCUACUCCAGGCACUGUCGGUGUCUGGAACGGUACUGCUAUUCGACUCUUCAGGGUGCAAGAAGCGGCCGCUCAAGGCCCUACCUUACUUGCACCCAAGGGUGCCGUUGAUGCUGUGGGCAGCAACCUGGUCCAGCGCAUUGGAAACCUCAGUCUCCGGGGCCGCAACUCGGUGUCCCAAGAAUCUGCAAGUGGUGCCUCCCCAAGCGUACGGGAAGUUUGA
Molecule: messenger RNA, 3759 nt
Organism: Penicillium cataractarum
Lineage: Eukaryota; Fungi; Ascomycota; Eurotiomycetes; Eurotiales; Aspergillaceae
Product: Nuclear pore complex component
Exons: 11
Coding region: 1-3759 (1252 amino acids)
Cellular component (GO): Golgi medial cisterna; Golgi trans cisterna; membrane
Source: RefSeq, a predicted model, not a curated record